Zymoseptoria tritici IPO323 is the source of this 2903-nucleotide messenger RNA. RefSeq lists its product as uncharacterized. Gene Ontology annotation, cellular component: cytoplasm. Gene Ontology annotation, molecular function: peptide binding; zinc ion binding; metalloaminopeptidase activity. Gene Ontology annotation, biological process: proteolysis; peptide catabolic process. The coding region runs from base 246 to 2903 and encodes 885 amino acids. Lineage: Eukaryota; Fungi; Ascomycota; Dothideomycetes; Mycosphaerellales; Mycosphaerellaceae. The transcript has 5 exons. The record is from RefSeq and is a predicted model, not a curated record.
UAAAGCAAUUGCAACCACAAGGCCGGACAACGUUUGGCGGGGUUCGCAAGCACUCGACCACCUCUACCAGCUUCCUUUCUGGGACACACCACCGAAUCGCCGGACCUACUACUGUUCCAUUGCCCUGCUGGUCUAGUCAGGGAACAUUGUUGGAAACGACAAAACGCUCCAGCACCGCUCCCCUCUUCAGACAAACACCACAAAUCAGGCAUUGCUCAAGCAGUGCAUCCAGUACGCUCGUCGCCAUGGCCUCAGACCGCGAUGUCCUCCCUGACGAUGUCAAACCUACGAACUAUGCCAUCAGCCUUUUCGACUUGCAAUCCGGCGAGCCCUGGACAUACCAGGGCAAGGUCGACAUCGAUCUGGACGUGAAGAAAGCUAGCAAGACCAUCACCUUGAACACCUUUGAGCUCAAGAUCCACUCCGCCGAGGUCGUUACAGAUUCGGGCAAACACUCUUCGUCGAUCCAGGCGUCGAACAUCACGCAUGAUGCGAAGAGCCAGCGUUGCACCUUCUCCUUCGAUCAAGAACUGCCGGCGUUCUCAAAGGCUGUGCUGUCGAUCAAAUAUGAAGGAACAAUGAACAACCAUAUGGCUGGAUUCUAUCGCAGUGCUUACAAGCCCACCGUGGAGGCAUCGAAGGGAGUUGCAAGAGACGGCGAAAACCACUACAUGUUCUCCACACAAUUCGAGAGCUCCGAUGCGAGGCGAGCAGUCCCCUGCUUCGACGAGCCCAACCUCAAAGCGACGUUUGACUUCGAGAUGGAGAUCCCUGAAGAUCUGGUCGCUCUCAGCAACAUGCCCGAGAAGGAGACCAAGAAGAGCAAGGAUGGAUACAAGGUCGUGAGCUUUGACCGGACUCCUGUCAUGUCGACAUACUUGUUGGCAUGGGCAUUUGGCGACUUUGAGUAUAUUGAGGACUUCACCAGGCGGAAGUACAAUGGAAAGAGCCUUCCCGUCCGUGUCUACACAACCAAGGGAUUGAAAGCCCAGGGCCAGCUUGCCUUGGAGAGCGCUCAUCAGGUCGUGGACUACUUCUCAGAGAUCUUCCAAAUUGACUACCCUCUGCCGAAGGUGGAUCUGUUGGCUGUGCAUGAAUUCUCUCACGGCGCCAUGGAGAACUGGGGCUUGAUCACCUACCGCACGACCGCUGUCCUCUUUGACGAGUAUGCGUCAGACCAAAAGUACCGCAAUCGUGUUGUGUACGUCGUUGCUCACGAGCUUGCCCAUCAAUGGUUCGGUAAUCUGGUCACGAUGGACUGGUGGAACGAGCUAUGGCUCAACGAAGGCUUCGCCACAUGGGUUGGCUGGUAUGCAGUCGAUCAUCUUCACCCGGACUGGGACGUUUGGGGCCAGUGGUGCACCGAGGGCAUGCAAAUGGCGUUCCAGCUUGACAGCUUGCGGACGAGUCACCCUAUCGAAGUGCCCGUACGGAACGCUCUCGAAGUCGAUCAAAUCUUCGACCACAUCAGCUACUUGAAGGGCAGUUCAGUGAUUCGCAUGCUUGCGGCCCACCUCGGUGUGAAGACUUUCCUGCAAGGAGUUGCAGACUAUCUCAAGGCGCAUACGUAUGCCAACGCCACCACCAGCGACCUCUGGUCCGCGCUGACCAAAGCGUCUGGCCAAGAUGUGACGACCUUUAUGGACCCAUGGAUCCGGAAAAUCGGCUUCCCAGUUGUGACCGUUGCAGAGGAGCCUGGUCAGAUCACCGUUAAGCAAUCCAGAUUCCUCACUGCGGGUGAAGUAAAGCCUGAGGAGGACGAAACGACCUGGUGGAUUCCUCUUGGCCUGCAGACCGGACCCGAAGCCACUCUUUCCCAGCGCGAGCCUUUGACUACAAAAUCCGAUACUAUUCGCGAUAUCGACACUAGUGUCUACAAGCUGAACAAAGACCAAACUGGGUUCUACAGAACCAACAUGCCACCUCAGAGGCUCGAAGCGUUGAGCAAAGUUCUCAACAAGCUCUCGGUACAAGACAAGAUUGGUCUUGUCGGCGACGCUGCGGCACUUGCGGUUGCAGGUGAAGGUACCACGGCGGCCGUGCUCACUUUCCUUCAAGGCUUCGAGAUCGAGAAGAAUUAUCUGGUCUGGUCGGAAGUGCUCUCCAGUCUUGGCAAGAUUCGGUCCACCUUCUCGUCCGACCCGGAGGUGUCGGAGGCUCUGCGAAAGUACACCUUGAAGCUGGUCACUUUCGCCACGGACAAGAUCGGCUGGCAAUUCCGCCCAACGGAUGACUACUUGACUGGGCAGCUUCGUGCUCUCCUCAUCUCUUCUGCUGGACUCGCCGGUCAUGAGGCUGUCGUUGCUGAGGCGAAGAAGGAAUUUGAGAAGUUUGUGCACGGCGAUGCCAAGGCAAUCCACCCGUCGCUUCGGGGACCGGUCUACAGGAUCUCGGUCAAGAGUGGCGGCGAGGAUGCCUACAAAGCGAUUCAGAAAGAGUACCUUACCACCACCUCGGUUGACGGCAAAGAGAUCACCCUGCAGUCUCUGGGUCAAGUGCAAACCCCUGAGCUUGCUGCCGACUACCUGAAGUUUGCCUUUGAUGGAAAUGUCGCCAUACAAGAUCUGCACAGCGUUGGCGGAUCCCUUGCGAACAACUCAAAAGUGCGCACGGCCGUUUGGGAGUACAUCAAGUCCAACUGGCCGAUGAUUAGAGAGAAGCUGGGCGGUAACAUGGUUGUGUUGGAGAGAUUCCUCCGCGUCAGCUUACUCAAGUUCUCCGACGCUGAAGUGGAGAAGGACAUUGCUCAAUUCUUCGCCGACAAGGACAACACCGGCUACGACAGGGGUCUGGCCGUUGUGAGUGACACUAUCAAGGGCAACGCUCGGUACAAGGAGAGGGAUCUCGAGAACGUACGCGAGUGGCUGCGUGCUCGUGGCUUCGGUCAGAAGGCACAGAGCUAA